UGGAGAGGAAGGAGAGAAGUCAACAAAGACGUUCGAAUGGAGGAGACGUUUCAUCCGUUAACGGAAACGGAGCGAGAAAGGGUGGCUGGUAUUUAAGCAAGGUCUAAGCAAUGAAGAAAGGCUGUAAGCAGACAACUUCCAGAAGAAACAAGCAGAGAGCUGCUGGUACCUGUAAAGAAUUGUCCAUUAAAUCAGCUGAACAGAAGACAAAGACAAGUCAAAGGGAUUUUGUGCAGCUGUUCCCACUAGAAGUCAGCUUAAAGAUUUUUAGCAAACUUGACAUUCAGAGCUUAUGCAAAGCUUCCAUGACAUGUAGGAACUGGAACCAGACUAUUGAGAACUGUGAUAAUUUAUGGAAACCUCAUUGUUUAAGUGUAAGGGUUGUCUGUCAGCGAGAGAUUGAUGGUGACAGAAGAAAUGGGUAUUCAUGGAAGGUGACGCUGCUGAGAAACUACUGGAAAAGCAAAGUGAAGUAUGAAUGGUUGAGUGGGAAAUAUAGCUAUAUUCAUUCCCACAGUGGUUUGCCAGAAAAGAGCAUGUAUCCUAUGGAUGUUGACACCUGGGGAGAAAUCCUGGAAGCUGAACUUGAAAGAAAAGAAGCCCAAAUAAGGGUCUUCUACAGAAGGAACUAAAGCUGAGCUCAUCUAUAAAAAAAAUCGCUCUGUGUAUAAUACUUUGCAGUUGUUUACACAUCUUCUGUUUGUUUUGCACUUUCAGAACUGCUAAUAUUUAUUGUAAAGGCCGAGACAUUGUAUAUACAUUUCCAGCCUAGUGUACUGCUAAAAGUACAUGGUUCUUGGACUCCCUCAAAAUGCACUUUGCAAAUAAUGCCAUAUACCUUUG
Elgaria multicarinata webbii is the source of this 843-nucleotide messenger RNA. RefSeq names its product F-box protein 48 (gene FBXO48). Gene Ontology annotation, biological process: SCF-dependent proteasomal ubiquitin-dependent protein catabolic process. The record is from RefSeq and is a predicted model, not a curated record. Lineage: Eukaryota; Metazoa; Chordata; Lepidosauria; Squamata; Anguidae. Gene Ontology annotation, cellular component: SCF ubiquitin ligase complex. Bases 111 to 632 code for a protein of 173 amino acids. The transcript is spliced from 3 exons. Gene Ontology annotation, molecular function: protein binding.